Molecule: messenger RNA, 2845 nt
Organism: Pelodiscus sinensis (Chinese soft-shelled turtle)
Lineage: Eukaryota; Metazoa; Chordata; Testudines; Trionychidae
Source: RefSeq, a predicted model, not a curated record
CGCCGCGUUUGGGCCACAGGGAGAGAGAGGCCAGCCCCUGGGACUGGGGAGGGAAGCUAGAGGCACACUCCCCUCUCGCCAACUAGGGCAGGCGACAGCCGCUGGAGUAACCACCAGAGCCAAAGCUCUGCCGGGCCAGCGUCCCUUUGCAAAUCUGGCAAGGUUGCUGCGUGGAGAGGGGAGGACGGAGGCUGACCCGUGAAUCUGCUUCAGGCGGAAGCUCGCAGCGCCUGGGGGGAGCUGGAACCGUGUCCGUCGAAGCCUGGGAUCCAGACUCUGUAACCGAAGGAGAAUUGCCUCUGGCCCCGGGAACCGGUCAGCACCGCCCCACUGGCAGCAGACAGACAGCCGGAUAGAAGACGCCCGGAUCUGGGUCAGGCAGGGUUCCGUUGCGUCUCCAGAGGCGCUGCAGAGCCUGCCCGCCCACACGCAGCCUCUCCUCUGGGCCGGUGCUGUCAAUGAGAGGGAAGGAGCCGUAGAGAAAAUGCUGCAAGGAGCCAUUGGGAGCUUCCUCCUGGCCGUUCUGACUUUUGCACAGAGCUUUCCAGAAGAGAAGGUCACAUGUGCCUGUGACUUGGAGUCGUGUAACAAUCACACCUGCCAGGGGAAGGUGUGUUUUGUGAGCAAAAAUCUGGAUAGCGGGAAGGUAUUCAAGAAGAAGGGCUGCCUGGGCAAAGACACCCAGUUGCAGUGCUCGAGUUCGGAGAAGGAAUACGCCACGCGCUGCUGCAACUCCAACAUGUGCAACGAGAACAUGAAUAUCUUCCUGGAAGCUGAAGUGCAGCCCGAAACGCCGACCUCUCUGAAGAACCUUCUCCUGAUGAUCCUUGUCCCCCUGCUGGCCUUCCUGGUCAUCGGGAUGCUCCUUGCGCUCUCCUGCUGGAAGCUGGCUCAGCAUCGCAGGAGACGGCUCCUCUUCCAACACAACAACUUGGGCGACACCGACCUCAUGCUGAAAGCCUCCAUGGCCGGAGACGGCGUCUUAGAGGUGAGAGGGCCUCCCACCGCCUGCCCUGCUGAAACGGGCAGCGGCUCCGGCCUGCCCUUUCUGGUCCAGAGAACUGUGGCUCGACAGAUCGCUCUGGUGGAAUGUGUCGGGAAAGGGCGCUACGGAGAGGUGUGGCGCGGCGUGUGGCACGGGGAGAACGUGGCCGUGAAGAUCUUCUCCUCCCGGGACGAACAGUCGUGGUUCCGUGAGACGGAGAUCUACAACACGGUGCUGCUCAGGCAUGAGAACAUCCUGGGCUUCAUUGCCUCUGACAUGACGUCCCGGAACUCCAGCACCCAGCUCUGGCUCAUCACUCACUACCACGAGAAUGGCUCGCUCUACGACUACCUGCAGAGGACGGUGCUGGACACAGAGAUCUGCCUGAGGCUGGCCUACUCCAUCAUCUGCGGUCUGGUCCACCUGCACGUGGAGAUCUUCGGGACCCAGGGGAAACCAGCCAUUGCUCACCGGGACCUGAAGAGCAGGAACAUCCUGGUGAAGGCCAAUAGGCAGUGCUGCAUCGCAGACUUGGGGCUGGCGGUCAUGCAUUCCCAGGGCAGCGACUACCUGGACAUUGGGAACAACCCUCGGGUGGGCACCAAACGCUACAUGGCCCCCGAGGUCCUGGACGAACAAAUCCGUACCGACUGCUUCGAGUCCUAUAAGCAGACAGAUAUCUGGGCCUAUGGUCUGGUGCUCUGGGAAAUCAUCAGGAGGACGGUUGUAAAUGGUUUAGUGGAGGACUACCGGCCUCCGUUCUUCGACAUGGUCCCAAGUGACCCCAGCUUCGAGGAUAUGAAGAAGGUGGUUUGCACUGACCAGCAAACGCCCAGGAUCCCUAACUACUUGUACUCUGACUUGAUUUUGACCGCCCUGGCUAAGAUCAUGAAGGAAUGCUGGUACCACAACCCCUCCACUCGCCUCACAGCCCUGAGGAUUAAAAAGACACUAAAGAAGCUGAGCAGCUCCCUAGAAAACCCUAAACAAGACUGCUAACUGCAGGCCGCAGAGCGCUGGGAUCGGGUGUCUGACUCACUCGGCUCUGAAGCAGCAGAAAAGCCAAAGAGGUUCAAGGUCACUGAGUUUAUGCUAUGUGCAGGGCGGGGCCAGGGCUCUUUGUUGCCUGGCUGUGUAACAAACCGGUUUUUCCUUCUAAGUCCAGCCCCGUUGCGGGAGGCGGAUUUUAAUUGGCCUCCACUCCCCAGCGACCAUUCCAACCUGCUGCAGAAAAACCCCUCCGAGCAGCUGCCAGUUGUCUCUCGCAGUCGCUCUCCAGUGUCCUCGGAGCUGGGUUUUUUUGGACUUCUUUUUUUUUUUUAAUUAAAAAAAAAUCCACCCAACCCCUUUGUAAAAAUACCCGCUGGGUCUGUGAGCUGACGCCAGCCUGUCUUGCGAGCCAGACGGGAACAUGAGCAGCAGUAGGGAGUGCCACCCCCUGCCCGCGCCCCAUGAGCGGGGCGUGGUCUCCGAAGGCUACAUCAGGACCAUGUGAAACCAACAUGGUUUAGCCUUCAGGACUCUUCUGCGCCUGCGUGCGCGCAUCUGCCGGUGCGCAUGGCUGAGCGUGUGUGCACGCAUGUCUGUCUAUGGGCAUGUGUGAAAUACACACGCCCUGGAUAACGAGGAGCUGGGACUGGCUUUAAUGAAACGCUCGGUGCAUGUGUAGAGGGCACAGCUGGAACCGCUGGGAUGCACCAAUGUAGUCUCCUACUGAGAACUCAAGCUGUCCUCAAUGCCAGUAGAGAGUCCCAGGGAACAGCCUGCCCACCCCAGCCUGGCAUACAGGAAAAGGAAAAGAAUAGGCAGUUCUUUAGCCACUAAUUAAUGUUGCUAGACAGAAAAUUUCGAGAGACCAUG